UGGAACGAAAUUCUCGCUUCGGCCGCACGUAAGUCUUCAGCGAAGUGCCAUGAGAUUACAAAAUUCUCGCGUAGUCGCCAUGAAGCUGUCUGGCAAGGUCGGCGACCACAAUUCAUCGAGCAGUCGGAACCUGUGGCCGGGUGAGCCAGACGAUGUUCGACUUCACCGUGUGUCUGGCUGAAGCACAACGACAACGAAUUGUUCCUCAAGCCCGUAAAGAAGCCGCAUUUGAGUUCCGACGGCCGACCGGAAAGAAGAAACGCGACCGGGACUUUGAUCUCGUCCGCGUCGACGUUCCUCAAGCAAGAGCGUCCAGCAUGCGUCUUCUCCGCGUCCUAGUUUGUGUCUUUCUGGUGUUCUCACCCGCGAUCCAUCGAGUGUGCGCCGACUUCACGCUCACCGUGCUGCACACGAAUGAUGUGCAUUCGCACAUUGAUGAGAGCAGCAAGCACGGCGGCCUGUGCACCGGAGACCGUGCUGAGUGCGUCGGUGGCAUCGCCAGGAUAGUAACCAAAGUAAAAGAGCUGAAGAAAACGUAUCCCAACACAAUUUUUGUGAAUGCUGGUGACUUUUUCCAAGGUACGGCUUGGUACACUGUGCUGAAAUCAGCAUUAGUGUCUGAAGUGAUGGUGGAAAUGGGCUACGACUACGCGUGCCUUGGGAACCACGAGUUUGACAAUGGGCCCAGCGGACUGGCUCCGUUUCUCGAGAAGGUGUCCCGUUCACCUCUCAGACUCCUCAGCUGCAACACUGACUUCUCUCGCUCAAGCAACUUACGCCACCUCGUUUUGCCAAAGUCGGUGAUCACCAGAAUGCAAGACACCAGGGUUGGAAUUAUUGGCGCCGUGACCGAGGACACAAGGUUCCUCUCAAACCCGGGACCAGUUAAGUUUCAUGACGUGGCAAAAUCAAUACAGAAAGAAGCAAGGGUGCUGAAGAACAUGGGCGUGAAGAUUAUAAUAGCGAUCACGCACAUAGGCUACCUGAAGGACAUCGAAUUGAUGCGAAACGUCACCGACGUGGACUUGGUCAUAGGCGGCCAUACAAAUACAUUUCUCUACAAUGGGAAUGACCAUCCACCUGAGAACGUGCCCGUUGGUCCUUACCCAGUGGCAGUGAAGAGAAGCGACGGCACCACCGGUCUUGUCGCUCAGGCAUUCUGGUUCGGCAAAUUCUUGGGUUUCCUCAGAGUCACCUUCGAUGACAACGGGAGGGUAAAGUCCUGGUCAGGAAACCCAAUACUGAUAAACUCAUCAAUACCUGAAGACCCGCACAUACUGAGAGUGAUCGAGCCGCACCGUGAGACCGUGUACCGGGCAAUGCGCGUUCGCGUGGGCAGCUCGAGGGUGUCCCUGGAGCACGCAGAGGACGUGUGCCGGCUGCGUGAGUGCAACCUGGGCAACCUGGUGGCCGACUCGUACUUCAAUUACUAUGCCAACAAGAAGCCGCGUUCGGGCAAUAUCUGGUCGAACGUGAAUGCGGCUAUCGUGAACGGCGGUAGCCUGCGCGCGCCCGUCCCGAGAACAGCGAGCGUCACGAUGGGAGAUAUCUUGUCGGCACUGCCUUUCGGGCAGACAAUUGUAGUCGCAACUAUGAAUGGAAAGAGCCUGAAGAAGAUGAUGGAGUAUUCGAUGUCGACGUACAACGUGUCUUCACCUGCGGGUUCCUUUCUUCAAGUGUCGGGCAUGAAAGUUGUGUUCGAUAUGACACGACCAGCCAUGCAGCGACUUGUGCUACUCGAAAUCCUGUGCACCAGAUGCUACGUUCCCAUAUACGAAACGGUGCGGGAUGAAGCCGUGUACAAUAUUGCGACGACCGAUUUCUUAGCCAAGGGUGGAGACGGCUUCGAUGCCUGCACGAAUGUCAGCGAAGGAGGUCCGGUUGAGUACGAGCUCCUUGUCGACUACAUUAAACAGAUGUCUCCAGUCAAAGUUGGGAUAGAAAGGCGAGUCAUGUUGCAGGGAGUAAAAACCAAGACAAGCGUGAAAACGCAAAUGAAAGAAAACCUCGAAUAAACCUGUGUUGUAGAAUAUUCA
Messenger RNA from Dermacentor andersoni, 2036 nucleotides. Its product is annotated as snake venom 5'-nucleotidase-like. NCBI's taxonomy places the organism in Eukaryota, Metazoa, Arthropoda, Arachnida, Ixodida, Ixodidae. Gene Ontology annotation, biological process: AMP catabolic process. The record is from RefSeq and is a predicted model, not a curated record. Gene Ontology annotation, cellular component: plasma membrane. Gene Ontology annotation, molecular function: nucleotide binding; metal ion binding; 5'-nucleotidase activity.